Staurois parvus is the source of this 331-nucleotide messenger RNA. Lineage: Eukaryota; Metazoa; Chordata; Amphibia; Anura; Ranidae. The record is from the annotation of a GenBank genome assembly.
AUAGUAAAUGCAGGGCCGGGGGAGAGGGGAAAUAUGUUUUUGCAAGGGCCGGGGGAGCCCAUAUAUAGUGAAUGCAGGGUCCGGGGAGCCCGGGAUAUAGUGAAUGCAGGGUCCGGGGAGCCCCGGAAAUAGUAAAUCAGGGUUGGGGAGAGGGGAUAUAUAAAAGCAGGGUCCGGGAGAGCGGAUAUAGGGGAAAGCGGGGGUCCGGGGACCAAAAAAUUAGUGAAUGAGGGUCUUGGGAGAGCGGAAAUAGUAAUGCAGGGUCCGGAAAGGGGUUUAUAUGAAUGCAUGGCCCGGAGAGCGGAUAUAGUGAAUUCAGGGUCCGGGGAGA